Messenger RNA from Apis cerana (Asiatic honeybee), 8651 nucleotides. RefSeq names its product SNF related kinase (gene Snrk). The record is from RefSeq and is a predicted model, not a curated record. NCBI's taxonomy places the organism in Eukaryota, Metazoa, Arthropoda, Insecta, Hymenoptera, Apidae. Gene Ontology annotation, cellular component: cytoplasm. Gene Ontology annotation, biological process: protein phosphorylation; intracellular signal transduction. Gene Ontology annotation, molecular function: ATP binding; protein serine/threonine kinase activity.
GUUUUAAAACUUCGCGCGGUCUUGUGAUGCCAGUAGUACGCCACGUGUGCCAGGAGGUGGCGCCAGCGUGAACGUACAGACGCGACAGAAGUAUUCGUAACUCGAAUCCAAUGAGUACGUUUUCUCAGCUUUCCCGUGUCACGGUGUCGCGAGCACGUCUGUCGUUGACGCUCGCGGUGUCGGUUGGUUUUAUCUAAUCUGUGGAUGAAAAUUAAAUUCCGUGAGUGUUAGUACCGGUCACAAGUGUUUGGUUGAGCGUGCAUGAAUUGCACGAGAUCGGAAGAGUCGGUCCGAGAAACAGAGAAGAGGACGAAUGACGAGGCCAGGCAACGGGUAAGAGACGAGCACGGGAACAGACAGAGAAAGAGAAAACAGUGGGGAGCAGGAGACACGGAACGAAAAGAGAGACAGAGAAAGAUAGAGAACGAAACGAAAUAGCAAAAGAAAGAAGCUAGAAGUGUGUCGGGCCAGUGUAUCGAGGAAAGAGCUGGGAAAUCUUGCUUUUCCUCUUCGUACGGCUGGAUCGAAGGGGCAGAGGGUGUGCGGGUGGGUGGGGUGCCAAAAAGAGAGAAACAGAAACGAGACAGCUCGAAAAAGGAAGAAGUAAUACAGCCACGAAGGGUGUACGAGCUGUGCGUCUCGGGGAGGGAAGAGUAUUGUGUCGACAAACGAGAGUGUGAGAAAGAGACAGUGCGGUGCCGUGUAAACAUACAUCCUAUUGCCGUGAGUGCGUGCGCGAGUGGCAAUCAGCGACGACUUAACAUCAUCGUCGUCGUCGUCGUCGUCAUUGUCGUUGAACGCCGUCGUUGUCGUAAUCGUCGAGAUAGUGCAAAACUGUGUGGUCGUCGUCUCCUUUUAACAACUAAAGGAGACGUUAACUUGUCGAGACAAACGUACGAAAAAUCGACCAACUAACGUGUUUAUCAAUCGUCACGGUGUAUGACACGCGUAUGAAACUUCAUCACAAAUGACAGUCCAUCGAGUGAGAAGGGAAGUCGAGUGCUGGCUGGAUUCGUCUGUCUAGCGGGCAAAGCGCGACACGAGAUGCAUCGGAGGGUGGGGUACAGCAACUACGAUGGCAAGAUUGCCGGCCUCUACGACCUGGAGGAGACGCUUGGCCGUGGUCAUUUCGCCGUAGUAAAGCUCGCCAGGCAUGUUUUCACCGGUGAGAAGGUCGCAGUGAAGGUCAUCGACAAGAGCAAACUCGAUGAGGUUUCGAGAGCACACCUUUUUCAAGAGGUGAGAUGCAUGAAGCUGGUGCAACAUCCGAACGUGGUCAGACUUUACGAGGUGAUAGAUACGCAAACGAAGCUCUAUCUGAUCCUCGAGCUUGGCGAUGGCGGCGACCUCUACGAUUACAUCAUGCGCCAUGACAGCGGCCUCAGCGAGGAGGUGGCCAGAACGUACUUCCGGCAAAUAGUCAGAGCCAUAUCGUAUUGCCAUCGAUUGCAUGUGGUGCACAGGGACCUGAAACCCGAGAACGUGGUCUUCUUCGAGAAACUCGGUACCGUGAAGCUCACCGAUUUCGGAUUUAGCAAUAGAUUCUGCCCUGGCCAGAAGCUCGAGACUUCCUGCGGUUCCCUUGCGUAUUCGGCGCCGGAAAUCCUACUUGGCGAUAGUUACGACGCUCCUGCCGUUGAUGUUUGGUCACUAGGCGUAAUUUUGUACAUGCUAGUGUGCGGUCAAGCGCCUUUCCAAGAGGCGAACGACAGCGAGACCUUGACUAUGAUCAUGGACUGCAAGUACUCGAUACCGCCACACGUAUCCGACGGCUGCAAACGUUUGAUCGCGAGGAUGCUCGUUAGGGAGCCAGAGGGCAGAGCGACGCUCGAGGAAAUAGCAGCUGAUCCUUGGCUGGCCAUUGGACCCGACUUAGAUUCGGUGGAAGCGCUGCCUUUGGUCUCGAGACAACAGGUGUCCGAUGAUCAUCAUAAUCAUAUAAUAACUAAGAUGGUCAACGGGAACAUUGCCACCAAAGAAGAAAUAUUGGAAGCUCUGGACAAGAACGAGUACAAUCACAUAACAGCAACGUAUUUCUUGCUAGCGGAGAGAAAAUUACGAGCUCAUCGUCAGGAACAGGUGCAAAAGACACGUCCGGAAAUCCUCGAAGUAUCGCCUAGCCGGCAAGAUGACGUGGCCACUAAUAUGCGUACCGACCAAAAUUCAUUGAGCACAGUUAACCAAUCGCUGUUGAGUGUGCCACGGACACCGGGUGACGUGCCUCAGAAUAUUCGAACGCGGAAGUGCAGCAUCGUCCAGGAGGAAGAAGACGAGGACGAUGUAUCCUCGUGCUCGGGUCGCGACGAGCGCGGCAGUAAUUCCACAUUAAACUCGUUCAAUCGCCGUGGUUCCCGAUCCGAGGGUAAAUUAUCGCACAUCCUGCAAGAGAGGCUAGCUCAACUUCCGGAAAAACCGAAUCACAAGCCUAUAUCGUCCCAGCGGAACUCGCAAAAGGACAUUAACGUGAUUCCUGUAAUCACAGACGGAGAGGAGCGACUGAUGUCUAGUCCAAAAAGCGGAAACAGUGAUUCCUCGUCACCUGUCCAACAGAAAUCGGGGGUCAGACCUCAAGCGAGCAAUCAGCUCGCGGACAAAGUACCUGCAACAACGAAAUUCGACUCCACGAAUCAAGAGAACCUGAAAAAUCGUUUCGACGAUUCGUUGCCCGGCUGGUCGAGAAGAGGAUCUUCGGAAAACAGGCCGAAAUCGGUAUCAGACUGUUUAAAAUCGAUGGGACCUGUCCCAGCCAACAAAUGGAGGAUGGGAUCGCAACACCGAUCAUCUGCUUCGUCGCUGGAUUCUUCGUUGACGAUGAGUCCGUCGAAACCGUCCGAAACUAGCACGACGACUACCACGACCACUAUCCUAACAGAGUCAUCCACAGUGUCGAUUCCUCUAAGACCAUUGACGGGGCUCAACGAUAAUCUAUCGUUGACGCCUAAAUAUAAGACCAUGCCAUCACCAGGAAGUACUGGUUCCACGUCUACACCAUUAAAUGAAAUUCUAGAAGACGGAGAUGCGUUGCCUCUAUCCGGCAGCGAGAGCGGUGGUUCCAAGUGUCGGGUAGUCAGAAGAACGGGAUACGAACAGCGAAAGAGCAAGUUUCACAAGACGCGUACAACUUCCUGCUCGAGUUCUGACGCUAGUGACGAUGACAGUGAGAGUAGGAAGAAAAGGGCACACAAAUUGAGCACCUCUGCGAGUAAAUCGAUGUCUUCUCGUCGUGACAGUCACGACGAUUCUAGCGAUUCGCAAGAUCCUGGAGGGAGUGGCGGUGGGGGUGGGGGUGGUGGAGGUGGAGGAGGCGUAGGAAACGGGGAGCAUACAACGGAAACACCACCAAGUGAAACGAAUCGCAAAGACAACGGAAACAACACCACUACCACAACGACUACAACGACCGGAGGAAGACAUCGGUGCUCGGAAAAUCAGGUUAUAUUCGGCAGAAGACAUCGGGCAGGUAGGAGAAGAGCCGGCGAAACGCGACUACGCGAGAGCCAGUCUUUAAACCGCAUCACUGAAGUCCAAGAAGCGGAAGGACCUUCGGCGUGUCACAAUCAUCACGUGUCUCGCAACUCCGCUGUUCUAGGAGUUCAAAGCAUGUCCUCCUCGUCGUCCUCGGUGUCGCAGAGUAGUACAGGCUCUCAUGGAGUUCCUCAGCCCUUGUCUCAAGCAGCAACGACAGUUCAAAAGGCCAAAGGUUUCGGGGCAAGGCUUCUGCAAAGUUGGUCCCUCAGCGCCGGCAAGUCCUCGUUAUCUCAGCCGUCGAAUAAACACACGAAUUGUAGCCCCAACGGCAGAUGUACCAAACAAGAAGCGCAACGGGAUGCUUGUCAGAGGAUCGAGAUGUGCGACGAAAGGGAAUUGAAUGGUGGCUCGGUUAAUCAAAUACCGUCCAACGAUAAAGAAAAUAGAAACGGGUCGAUGAAUAGGAACGAUUGCAAGAACAGGAAAAUCCGGUUGCUUAGUCGAUAUUUCGCUGUGCAUAAGAAACUUUGUGUUCCAUUGCCAGGAUUAUUCGGUAAAGGGCGGUUGUACAAGGCUCGAUCUUGCGGUAGCAUUGCUCGAGACCGUGUCAGUCCACCGUCGCCGAAAUCUAUGUUGUUUUGCGCCACAGCCGACGACAAAUGGCGGGAUCGUCGGCAAUGGUGCGACGUGAAGCAUCAGCAUCGUGGCAGCGAUGGGGACAUCAAUCAGAACUUGGGUCUGUCGCAUCUGGUUCAAGAGAGCGUGGUAGGUAAAGGUUGCAGCGCGUUGCCCGCGAUUUGCCACAUCCACCUGGGCGAUGCAUCCAAAUGUUGUAGUCUCUGUUGAUGAAUCUGCACGGCGAGUAGAUUGAUGCACAAAUGACGACGGAGAAAGACACCGUGGGUCGCGUAAUUUUGACCUGAAGUCGCUGGAAUCAUGGUCCAAGCGACCGAGUAGACGAGAAUCGUCACUGUUCCGUGACGAGUAAUGAUUGCUUGCGAUCAGGAAAUGGAGAGGAGGCGCGAAGAAGAAGACGCAAGGGAACGUAAGGAGACGUAAAGAGAUACGAUUAUUACGAAGUGCAAUCAAUUUCAUGAUGGUCGUUUUGCGUGCAGAGAGGGAGAAAGAAGAAGAUAGAGGGAAAAGGAGAGUGGAAGAUGAUGGAAAGGAAGAUAGACGUGGUGUGACACGAUUAAACGCAAGAUAAGGAGGAUCUUCUGUACGCGAUGCGUCGUGUUGAUCGUGUAAUUAACAACCGCGGUCUCUCAGCCGAUUAUGCAGCACGCGUCACAAUGGUCAAUGUAUUCAAUCGAUCGUGUCAUGUCCCCUCUAGUAGAUCGAUGCUGUUCCACCAGUAUCCCGAUCCUAUCCUUUUCAAACGCGACGCGUAAUCGAAAGAGACUAGAAUAUAAUAAGGGUCAUGUCGGAGAGGGAGAGAGCGUUAUCGAUCGAUCUUUCGCUCUGCGGGAAGUGUAUCUAGUCCGUGUGAACAAACCUAUAUUAAAAAUUACAGAGUUUAUUAUUAUUAAUAUUAUUAUUAUUGAUAUUUUAUUAUUAUUAUUAUUAUUAUUAUGAUUAUUAUUAUUGACUAUAAUUAUUAAUAUUGUCAUUCUCUUAGUUAUUGUAAUGCAGACAUCGACCAAAUCGCACGCAGAGUCGCGAGGAAAAAAAAUCGUCUAACGUCCAUGGACAUUGGAAUCUCGCAACCUCGAAGAUUCUUCCUCUUUGUUCCGCUUUAUUUAUCUGCCUAUCUCCCUCCAUUUAUCCUUCUCUUUACUCCUGUUCCUUCCAUGGAUUGCGAUCUUGCUACUUUUUCCUACGUGUAACGUAGAAUAUAUUCGUGGCUGUUGCACAGUAGCCUGCUCCAGGAGUGAGCAAAACUCGUGUUUCCUUCAUCGAGGGAGGCUAUACUUCUAUAUGUAACACGCUAAUCGAUUAAGCUUAUGCGUAUAGCGUAUCGAUCGAGGAACGUCUUCUGUGGUGCUAUAUGCGAAGAUCUGACGCGACGAAGAAAAGACAACAAAGGAAAAUGGAAGAUAUUGAAUUUUUUUAAACUCCUUUUUUAUAUUAUUAUUAUUAUUAUUAUUAUUAUUAUUAUUAUUAUUACUAUUAUGAUUAUUAUUAUUAUUAUUACUAUUAUUACGUCCUAGGGGAUAAAUACGAUGAUACGAUACGAAUGGAAAUGAUGGAAGAUGCAUAGGAAAGGAAGCAUUGAAACUCUUCAAAAGAAAGUUUGAAUGUGAAAAGUUCUAAACUUUCAGUUUUAUAGAGUGCUCGAAUAACAGAAAAAGAAACAAAGUGACCUGAAUAAGAGUAAAGUUACUGCUACAACUUUUAAAGUAAGGUACAAGGUUUAAGGAAAUAUAUAACUUUGCUGCCACAAGGGCAUAAAAAUCAAAAAGUUUUGCCCAUCGAUCACUGUUAGUUAAAUCAAUGAACAAGAGACUGCUAUACUCGACUAUUUUUUUUUUUGAACUAUAAAUCAUAGUUAUAAAUCAAAAGAAAAGCUGUUCUUCAAGAAGAUUCAAUAUUCUGAUACCAAAGCGACAAUAUAAAGAUCUGGAAAUUGUUUGAAUUGAAAAAAGAAAUGAAAUCUCCUAGGACAAAUUUUCGUAAUUGAAAGAUCUGUAUAUGCACGAUUUCUUCUCGUCGUCAAGUUCAAGAGACGAUCCUCUUCAUCCAUCGAAGCUAUUGGCAGCAAGUGUCAGCGCGCUUGCCGGCUGAGCGCAUACUUCAUUCUUCAUCCUCUUCAUUCUGAACGUCAUCGUCAUCGUUGCCGAAUGCACGCGUUCAUUUUGUUGGAGAACGCAGGAUGAUUGUUGCUUCAUGAGAAAUAUUUGCUGAAACAAAUGUAACUGUAGAGUAGAAUGUGUAACUGGGAAUUUAUCCAUGACAAAAUACGCUCCUUUUCUGCGUCGAUCAAUAAAGUUGCUGAAGAUUAGGUCAGAUAGAACUUUGUGAAACUUCACGGAACUUUGUAAAUUGUUUGCUUCGAAUAUAGAACGCGGGCCAUUCGGCAGAAUUCUCGUUGAACUUAAGCGAUGUACGUGCACACGCUUUUUCACCUUUUAUAUAUAUAUAUAAAAAUAUAUAUAUAUACAUAUAUGUCGCCAUGAUGAGGUGGUGCAUCGAUUGAAGAUCGAAAUUGUGUAUUUAUUUUAAUAGCAUAAUAGAAAAAAGUUAAUUAUAUUUAACCCCUUGUCUUUGAACAUUAAGUAAUACGUGAUAAUGAUUGAUAAAUUUAAGAUAAAUUUAAUAAGAUUUAUGUUGAAUUUUUUAUUUUCAAUGUUUCAUUAUAAAUAAAUUGUUUAAGUUACACAUGAAUAAUAUUUUUAUAUUAUUCUCAUGUUAACAUUAACUAAGUAAUUACUAAAGUACAAGGGGUUAUAAAGAAAUAAAAUAUGUUGAAUAUUUCGUAAAUUUGUAUUUCUAGGACUUAUUACGUAAGCGAUACAUUUUUAGAAAAGAUAUAUUUCUUUCAUACUGGAGUUUAAGGAUUCAUUGAUACUACUAAUAUAAUAAUUGAAGGAUUUAUAACAAAUACAAUUCUUGUCAAAUUUUAAUUAUGAUUUGAUUUAAUAUUUUAUUAUUAUUAUAAUUUGAUUUUCUAAUAAAGAAAAUUCAAAUUUAUUGAAUGAAAAAAAAGCGAAAAAUAUUUUUUAUUAUUGAAAAAAAUAAAAAUUGACAAGUAUCGUUUUUCUGUAAAUUCUUCAAUUCUUCUUAACUGAUAGAUGUUUUCUAAGAAAGAGUUACUAAGUAAUAAUGCUGAAUAACUAUUUGCUCUAGUUGUGAAUCACUGUCAGUAUUUCUUACCGCAAUAUAGUGCGUUGUGACACUCUAAACAUAUCUAUAACAAUUUUUCAAUAUCUAGAUAGAGUCGUAGGAAUCGUUUGUGCCAUUUAGUCUCUCUCUCUUUUUCUAAAUUCACUGUAUAUGAUAUAUAACUAUUGUUCGUUGACAUAACACAAUCUAAUUCUAGAUAUUCGUAUAAAUUUAGAAUUGAAAUUUAAUAUCACAACAGGGACCACAUCAUCGCAGUCCAAAAUUCGUCUCAUUGCUUUCAUAGAUUAGAGGAUAGAACGAAAAAUUAGGAUAGAAAUAAUAUAGUUAUUUUAUACGUAUAAUGUUCCUUUCUUCUUAAUGAUCUUACUAUACAUUUUACCUUUUUACAAUUUUCGAAAAUAUUCGAAAGUAAGUAAUAUCUAUAUUAGUUAGUAUUGAUGAAAAUCCGAGAAUGAAAAUCUUUUCUAAAAGAGAAUUGCUUAUACUCGAAGUCCUCGAAUGCUAAUUAUUAUUUAGUUCUAUAUUCACGGAAAUCUAAAUUUUUAUACGUUUAGUGGAUACUAUAUUUUUAUUGUCUAUUAUGUUAUAACAGAAUUUUAAAAUGCCCCUUUCUAUUAUUCUCUAUUCUUCUAUAUUUUUCUCCUAUUCACUUGCAUUCAUUAGUAUAUAUAUAAUUAAUUUUAGAUUAAUGAUUAAUUAAUAAUGUUUUAUGCUCGAAUAAAUAAUAAUUUCAAGCACGAGACAUUAUUAAUUAAUGAAUAAAUUAGUAUGUAUUAUAAAUUUUUUCUUAUAACUUUUUAGUAACUUUUAUUUUGUUUAUAUCAUACACGUAUCAUUACACUGAAUGUGUUAAUCCAAUAUUAAAAAAUCAACGUUUCCCAAUAAUAUUUAGAUUUGCGUAUUUUCAAAGCAAAGCCGACAAUCCGAUCUUCGAUUCUCGAAUAGCACCUCAUUAAUAAUUCGACGUUUCAUGUCCCUCCUGAGUAGGCCAAGAGCGUUUGUAUGUACCUAAACUGUACAUCAGGUGUACGAAUCUAUGCGUAAAACUGUAUGUACCGAGCCAGAUAUUUUUUAGUAAUACAAUAUUUAUUGUACGUCAUGUAAAGAAAGAAAGAGAGAAUGAGCGAGCGAGAGAAAGAAAAAAAAAAAGGACGAUCUUUUCCAAUCGUCACUGCCGACGAUCGUCAAUCCCCUCCCCCUUUUUCGCUUUUUUCUUAUUAAUAUAACUUCUCUCACCCUCGUGUCGUCACUUCGAAAACAAGAUCGUUUGCUUCCUCCACAAAGACUGAGCAAAUCGUACAAUAAAUUUCCAUAAUCGCUUGAAUGCCUUGUGUCGUACGAUGACGAUGACUCGACGAGACCAAAAAAAAAAAAAAAAAAAAAAAAGAAAAAGAAACAAA